AUGCAGCAUCAAGAGGCCACGGAGACCUCUCCUCUGCUGGCAAACCCCACCGCUGCUUUGCCAGAUCCUAGUCUCACUCCCAACAGUGUGCCUCCCAGCGAAAUUGGGGCCACUGGGCAUCCAAAUGGAGACGCGAAGCCUGCGGAGGAUGAGGAAAGCCAAACCAACGGCGAGGAUCGAGGUCACCAAUAUGAAGGCAUGCCAGAUGUGAAAGCGAAGCUCUGGUACAUCGUGCCAGCAAUCGGGAUUGGUAUAUUCCUUUCAGCUGCAGACCAGACCAUUAUCGUAUCCUGUUAUGGGAAAAUUGGUAGCGAUUUGAAGUCGUUGGAAAAUACUUCAUGGAUUGCCACAGCCUACUUCCUCACACUGAGCUCCUUCCAACCGCUGUACGGAAAGAUGAGCGACAUCUUCGGAAGAAAGUCCUGCCUUCUCUUCGGCUAUGCGAUCUUUGGCCUCGGUUGUCUCUGGUGUGGUUUAGCGAGGAACAUGAACGAACUCAUUGCUGCCAGAGCCUUUGCAGGUAUCGGUGGUGGAGGAAUGACGACCGUUGUCUCGAUCAUACUGAGUGACAUCGUACCGCUUCGAGAGAGAGGGACCUGGCAAGGGAUAAUCAACAUCAUCUAUGCCUCAGGGGCUGGCUGCGGUGCACCACUCGCUUUUCUCAGCGUUGCUCUUGUCUUAAAACUUCCCGAGCAAGAAUCCUCGGACUGGAAGACCAAAUUGCGGCGAAUUGACUUCUUAGGCGCCUUCCUGCUCGUAGCAGCGAUUUUCCUCCUGCUCCUUGGAUUGGAUCGAGGUUCAAAUGACUCCUGGUCGGCCCCAAUCACCAUCACUUCGCUCUGUAUCUCAUUCCCAUUGUUCCUUCUCUUUAUAGUUGUCGAGCUCAAGCUGGCGGCCGAACCAUUUGCGCCUGGACGCAUCAUCUUCAAAAGGAGCCUUGUGGCCUGCUACCUUUGCAAUUUUUUCGCGUUCGGAGGAUGGAUGACAGUACUCUUCUAUAUUCCACUCUUCUACCAGGCCGUUGAUGGGUUCUCUGCUACCCAAGCUGGGGUGAGGCUUCUACCAAAUGUUGUCGCUGCCGUCUCGGGAUCUCUUUCUGGUGGCCUCCUGAUGCAGAGGACGGGAAAGUACUAUUGGCUCACUGUUCUGGCAUAUUCAACCUCGACCUUCGGAACCCUCCUGAUCAUCCUGUGCACAGGAUUGGUAGUCAACAAUACGUAUGGUAUCUCGGUUGGACUCGUCAUGGGUGGUUUCUGCCUUGGAAUCGGAACCACCACUACCCUAAUCGGGCUGAUCGCCAAUGCUGCACCAGAAGAUCAGGCCAUUGCGACAGCGUGCUCGUACUUAUUCCGGUCUCUUGGUUCCGUUGUAGUCUUGUCUUUAACUGCCAGCGUCGUUCAGCAAUCUUUAAAGAACCAACUGCGGGAACAUCUAAGCGGAAAUGACGCGGACGAUAUCGUGAAGAGAGUACGAGAGAGCUUGGACUAUGUCAAGACUUUGGAGCCAGCAGUGCGAGAAGCUGUCCGGCAAUGCUAUGCCAGUUCGACGAGGAACGGGUUUACAUUCUCACUGGGCAUAGCUUGCUGUGCAAUGUUGGCAAGCUGUAAGUCGAAGAUGUGA
Letharia lupina is the source of this 1620-nucleotide messenger RNA. RefSeq lists its product as uncharacterized. Gene Ontology annotation, biological process: transmembrane transport; basic amino acid transport. Bases 1 to 1620 code for a protein of 539 amino acids. The transcript is spliced from 5 exons. Gene Ontology annotation, cellular component: fungal-type vacuole membrane. Gene Ontology annotation, molecular function: basic amino acid transmembrane transporter activity. Lineage: Eukaryota; Fungi; Ascomycota; Lecanoromycetes; Lecanorales; Parmeliaceae. The record is from RefSeq and is a predicted model, not a curated record.